CCCAUGAUGAAUAGUGGUGACUCGCAAAUAGGGUCUACAUUUAUUCUAACCUACGCUCCUAUUACUAGGAUUGAAGGGUCGAUUGAGUUUUAUAUUUUGCGAUCAUUUUAAGUGAUAAUUGAAACAAAAUGCCUGAAAGCGUGAAAGUGGAGCCAAAAACAAACAAAGAAGUCAGAAACGGAAAAGAGGAAGAUAAAAAUGAAUUGUCUGAAGAGGAUAAACUUUUGCAAGAAGAGUUAACUCACCUUGUUGAACGUUUGCAAGAUCCUAAUACAAGUUUAUAUUAUCCAGCUUUAGAGUCUCUACGUAACCAUAUCCGUGCAUCCACAACAUCAAUGACUAGUGUUCCAAAACCUCUUAAAUUUAUGAGACCUCAUUAUGAUACUAUGAAAUCUAUUUAUGAAAAGAUAACAGACGUAAAGUGUAAGGAAUUAUGUUCUGAUGUCAUUUCUGUCCUUGCUAUGACUAUGGGUGAAGGUAGAGAAUGUCUUAAGUAUAGACUUACUGGGUCCGCUAUAGCUAUUGGAGAAUGGGGACAUGAAUAUGUUAGGCAUCUAUCAGGAGAAUUAGCUGGUGAAUGGGAUGAGCCAACAGACAAUGCAGAAGCUAUUAGUAAAAAACUAAUAGCUUUGGUACAUGAAAUUGUACCUUAUAACAUGGCCCACAAUGCUGAAACAGAAGCUUGUGAUCUGCUAAUGGAAAUUGAAAGGCUAGAUCUAUUGGAGCAAUACGUAGAUGAAAGUGCAUAUCAAAGAGUUUGUUUAUAUUUAACAAGCUGUGUACCAUAUGUAGCAGAUCCAGAAAAUAAUACUCUACUUCAUGCUGCUGCCAAAUUAUAUAGGAAGUUUGGCCAGUACCCUCAGGCUGUUAGGCUGGCAAUGCAACUGAAUGAUUUACCACUUAUUGAAGAUAUAUUUACAAACUGCACUGAUCUUUCUGUUCAAAAGCAACUAGCAUUUAUGCUAGGUAGACAGCAAAUUUUCUUGGAACUUCCAGAAUCUACUCCAGAAUAUGAUGAUCUAGUUGAAAUCAUGUCCAAUUCUUUGUUAAAUUACCAUUUCCUUAAUCUUGCGCGUGAAUUAGACAUAAUGGAGCCAAAAACACCAGAAGAUGUAUACAAGUCACAUUUAGAAAAUUCUAGAUCUCCAUUUGGGGGUGGUCAAGUAGAUUCAGCAAGACAAAAUCUUGCUGCGAGCUUCGUUAAUGGUUUUGUCAAUGCAGCUUUUGGUCAAGAUAAACUAUUGGUUGAAGAUGGGAAUAAAUGGUUGUAUAAGAAUAAAGAACAUGGAAUGCUUAGUGCAACAGCAUCCCUUGGUCUUGUACUAUUAUGGGACGUUGAUGGUGGUUUGACACCGAUAGACAAGUAUCUUUAUUCUUCUGAAGAUUAUAUCAAAUCUGGUGCUCUAUUAGCUUGUGGUCUGGUCAACUGCCGCGUAAGAAUUGAAUGCGAUCCUGCAUUAGCACUUCUAUCUGAUUAUGUAUUGCACAGCAGUAACACAAUGCGUAUUGGUGCAAUUGUUGGUCUUGGAUUGGCAUAUGCGGGUUCGAAUCGGGAAGCUGUUUAUGGUCUUUUAAUUCCUGUACUUAGCGAUCCCAAGUCUAGUUGGGAAGUCAUAGGCGUGGCAGGUCUUGCUCUAGGAAUGGUAGCAGUAGGUUCUUGCAAUGCUUACGUUACAACAACGAUAAUGCACGCCCUCAUGGAGAAGUCAGAAGCAGAUUUAAAAGACACGUACGCACGAUUUCUACCUUUAGGCCUCGGAUUAUGCUUUUUAGGGAAACAAGAAGCGGCAGAAGCUAUAAUAGCAGCCCUAGAAAUAGUACCUGAACCUUUCAAAUCAAUGUCCACAACUUUAGUAGAAGUGUGCGCGUACGCCGGUACCGGAAAUGUUUUGAAGAUCCAACAUCUAUUGCAUAUUUGUUCUGAACAUUACGAACCAUCCAACGAGAAGGAAGACAAGAGCGAUCGUAAAGAUAAAGAUAAAAAAGAAGAAAAAAAGGAGGAUAAAGCGAAGGAUCUCAGCUCAAGGCAAGCAAUUGCCGUGCUUGGCAUUGCUUUAAUUGCCAUGGGAGAAGAAAUUGGUGCUGAGAUGGCGUACAGAACAUUUGGUCAUUUAUUGCGUUAUUGCGAGCCUGUUAUCAGGCGAUCCGUUCCACUCGCACUUGGACUCAUAUCAGUCUCCAAUCCAAAACUGAAUAUACUCGAUACAUUAUCUAAAUUCUCCCAUGAUAGCGAUCCGGAAGUAGCGCAUAAUGCAAUUUUCGCAAUGGGUUUGGUCGGAGCUGGAACAAACAACGCAAGAUUGGCUGCAAUGUUAAGGCAGCUUGCUCAAUUCCAUGCGAAAGAUCCUAACAAUUUAUUCAUGGUUCGCAUCGCACAAGGUUUGACGCAUCUUGGUAAAGGAACUUUGACGUUAUCUCCAUAUCACAGUGAUAGACAAGUAUUAAGUCCUGUAGCACUUGCUGGACUUUUAGCUACCUUAAUUGGUUUCCUCGACGUAAAAAACAUCAUUCUAGGUCGAUCUCAUUAUUUGUUGUACACGCUAGCAGUUGCAAUGCAACCGAGGAUGUUAGUAACAUUUGAUGAAAAGUUAAAUCCUUUAGCUGUACCGGUAAGGGUAGGUCUUGCUGUAGACGUUGUGGGUCAAGCAGGAAAACCCAAAACGAUUACAGGUUUCCAAACACAUACAACUCCUGUUUUACUAGCAUAUGGUGAAAGAGCAGAACUUGCAACUGAAGAAUAUAUACCUUUAACACCCAUCAUGGAAGGUUUUGUAAUUUUAAGGAAGAAUCCAGACUUUAUACCUUAACUAUAAAGCAAUUACGUGGAAAAAAUAUUUUAUAUAAGUUCUAGUAUAACAUAUAAUGAAAACUAUUGCGUGUAUGCUGUUGAUUUUUUUGGUAUAUAAUUCAUAAUUUAAAUAGAUCUAAAGUAAUCAAAUUACCGAAGAUUUAUUUUUUACGAGUCAGUGAAACACUUAAACAAUGAAUAAACAAACAGUUUUGAUAAUUUUUGUAUUUUUACUUAUCAUAAUAAUAAAAUUACAUUUUUUUAACAGCAAUUAUAUACUUUAAUAAUUAAAAUACUGAUCAACAUGUAAAGUACUCAAAAACUAACUGUUCUACAUUUACAAGUUAUAAAAAUAGUAAAACCUGCGUUUAUAAUAAACUAUGUGUAUUGGCAAGAUCAAGUGAUAAGUAGUCAGUCACGUGUAUACGUAUAAAAUGUAAAUAUCUAAGAGAUUAGCUCUUAGCUAUAAAAGUUUGUUUCAUUAUGCGUAAAAAGGUCACUGUACACUUUUUCCAAAAGUACUACCAUGUAUAAAAAUGUAUAUAUAUUUUAUGCUUACGCGAAUUUAUAUCUACCAAUAAAUUCUAUUAAAAAUCUUAAA
Molecule: messenger RNA, 3389 nt
Organism: Bombus pyrosoma
Lineage: Eukaryota; Metazoa; Arthropoda; Insecta; Hymenoptera; Apidae
Gene: Rpn1
Product: 26S proteasome non-ATPase regulatory subunit 2
Exons: 4
Coding region: 129-2807 (892 amino acids)
Biological process (GO): regulation of protein catabolic process; proteasome-mediated ubiquitin-dependent protein catabolic process
Cellular component (GO): proteasome storage granule; proteasome regulatory particle, base subcomplex; nucleus
Molecular function (GO): enzyme regulator activity
Source: RefSeq, a predicted model, not a curated record